Symbiodinium natans is the source of this 810-nucleotide messenger RNA. Lineage: Eukaryota; Dinophyceae; Suessiales; Symbiodiniaceae. The record is from the annotation of a GenBank genome assembly.
AUGAAGAAGACGGGCCGCAACCGGCAGUGUUUUGACUGCGGCGUGGCGGAUGUCACCUGGGCCUCUCCAAAGCUGGGGACCUUCAUCUGCGUCACCUGCUCUGACGUGCAUCGGGCAGCCGGCGCUCACAUCACCUGUGUCAAGAAUUUCACCACCUACCUCUGGUCCCCGGAUGAGGUGGAGCUGAUGCGUGCUGUUGGCAAUAACCGCGCCAAGGAGAUUUUCCGGCCCAGUAGCGACCUCUCCUGGCAGCCGGCCGAGUCGAAGGAGCAGAAGGUGCGGCAAUGUACGAAGUUGUACGGGACGGAGAAGGCUCAGCUUGCAGUGAAGCGGCACAUCGAAGCAGCGACAGCCGCGGCGGGCCCAGGAGCCAAGGCCCCGGCGCAGGGCAUGGGCUACGCCAGCCAGGCUCCUGACUGGCUCGGGGACUGGCCGUCAGAAAAGCCUGUCGCCAAUGGCCUUGCCAGCAGGGAUGUGGGCAACGACUGGCAUGACUUGAUAGACCUCUUCCCGCCGUCCGCUGCUCACAGCGCACCGCCUUCAAAAGGCGGUGACGCAGGAACUCCUUUCCAGGGCAACGCUAUGACCGCCAAAGCUACUGAGCAUGAGAAGGACCCUUGCCCAGAUGCCCUUGGCGAUGUAAGAGCGCACUCCUCGUGCCCUCAGGGGGAAGAUGCAAAAUACAGACAGCAUCUUGUUUCUCCGUUCUUUGCCCCUUCCCAGUGCUGUGUAGCCUUCUCCCACAUUGCCAGGGUCAACUUGGCUCAGGACUUCUGGUCCAGCGUCAACUGGGACGAGUUGCUGAAAUGA